Varanus komodoensis (Komodo dragon) is the source of this 492-nucleotide messenger RNA. Its product is annotated as vasotocin-neurophysin VT-like. NCBI's taxonomy places the organism in Eukaryota, Metazoa, Chordata, Lepidosauria, Squamata, Varanidae. The coding region runs from base 1 to 492 and encodes 163 amino acids. The record is from RefSeq and is a predicted model, not a curated record. Gene Ontology annotation, cellular component: extracellular region; secretory granule. Gene Ontology annotation, molecular function: neurohypophyseal hormone activity. The transcript has 3 exons.
AUGCCCGAGAUGUCUCUGCCCACCUGCUUCCUCUGCCUCCUCACCUUGUCUGCCGCCUGCUACAUCCAGAACUGCCCUCGUGGAGGAAAGAGAGCCUUCCCGGACACAGACAUCAGGCAGUGCAUCCCGUGUGGUCCUGGGAACAAAGGGAACUGCUUCGGCCCCAGCAUCUGCUGCGGAGAGGAGCUGGGCUGCUACUUCGGCACACCUGAAACUCUGCGCUGCCUGGAGGAGAACUACCUGCCCUCCCCUUGCGAGGCUGGAGGAAGACCUUGCAGCGCAGGCGGGAGAUGCGCAGCCUCCGGCAUUUGCUGCAAUGAAGAGAGCUGCACGGCUGACGCUGCAUGUGCAGAUGACUCCAACAGCAGAAGUCGGAUGUACUCCGAAAGGAACCUGACAGUGCUGGACGGCUCUGCAGGGGACCUCCUCUUGAAACUGAUGCACGCAGCCAAUGUAAACAAGCAGCAACAGGGCAAACAGCAGUUCUACUGA